UCAUUACAUCUGGCAAUAGACAUACACCUGCCGCCAUCUCAAUCUGAAUACGUUCAAUGCCGCUCUCCGAAACCAAGCCAACGCGCCGCGCAUGGUCCUCACCCUUCAACGCAUUCCACAAAAGCAACGAACUUGCAUUUGGCGUCGGUUGUCAGUUGUGCUCCUGCUUCUGUGUUUUUGCUGUUUCUAUUAUUUUUAAUUCAUGUGGAUACCUGGGCAGCGUAACUAAUUGUGUGGUUUACUAUUACCAACUGUUUACAAUUAAAUGUGAUUGCCGUGCGAAUAAUUUUCAUACAAAAAACACGAUUCAAACUGCAUCGCGUGAGGGGGACGCUUUUGGCGCGUUCUUUUUUUGUUUGAUUGUAAUCAAUGUGUUCUUAUCGCUUGUUCCCUUUCGAGUUAGUUUUCGAAAAACAAUUCUAGCGAAAUAAAAAGUGCUAAGGACGAGAAUAAAUUAUCUGGGAUUAUUCCGUAAAAAUAAGACAUAUUUGAAGUGUUAAGCUAGUGUUGCAUAAAGGCGUCAGAUAAAAAUGGAUGUACGCCGUACACGAGGGCGCCCCACACUCAGUGCAUCGGAGCCGCCACCGAGGGCACGGUCUCCGCGCAAAUCACCGGCUCGAAAAUCGCCCGCGCGCAGAUCUCCCGCCAGAAAGUCACCUACACGUCGGUCACCAGCUAGAAAAUCUCCGGCGCGUAGGUCCCCCGUGAGAAAAUCGCCCAGCAGGAAAUCACCAGCGCGCACAAAGUCGCCGACAACUACCCAAAAGGAUGCACCCGGACGUCUUACUCGCAAAAAGCCGACAGCAACGGUCCCGCCAACAUCUCCAGCAGGCAAGGAAUCGGCACCUAUUUCCAAGGAAGUUAAGGAAAAGGUUGAGAAAAAAUCACCGGUAAAACUAACCACCAUCACACGUACACCGAUCAGUAUCUCGCCAUUAAAACGUGACUUGAAAGAAUCAUCAUCGAUACAAAGCGUCUCGUCGUCAACCUAUAGUUCAUCAACUCGAACGACAAUUAAAACAAGAGCCACUCUGGACACAAUUGACUUUGGGCAAAAUCAAUCCAGCGAUCGUUCCGGUGGCGAUUUGGAAGUCUCCAAACUUACAUCAAUCGCAUCUUUCAUCCGACGUUCGAUAUCAAAGAACCCAACCCCAACUCCGGAACUAUCCCAUCAUAGCCGUUCAGUAAGUCGAAGUGUUUACGAAGACGAUGAUAAUUAUUCAAAAACUGAAUAUUCAGACAACGAACAAGAAAAUUACGAGCCAGUUCGGCUAGAUCCGAGUAAAACGUCUUUUACAAAGAAGUCGCUAGCGCGCCAGAAUGAAGUUCCAAGAGAAUUUGGAGGUGCAAUUGGUGCUGCAUUGUUCUUGCUUUUGGUACCACCAACCGUUCUGUACUUGCAAUAUUCUUGCAACACCCAAGCAUGUCGCUUUAAGUGCGUGAAUGUGCUCAAUACAACUCUGGCGACAAUUUCAAAUUUAUUUGAUAGAUACGCUACUGGCGCCUAUGUUUCGUUUUUGGUGUUGAUUCAUUUGCUAUCAUCAUUUCCCUUCGGACGUGUGGUGAUAAUUCCUAAUGAUCGUGGCACCGGAAAAUACUACUUCAAUUCGAUUCUGGCAUCACUUAUCGUCCUCAUAGGUCUUGGAGUUGGUCAUUACUUCAAAUAUCCUGUUGGAAGUUUUAUUUGGAAGAACUAUUUCAAGUUUCUUAUCUUAAGCACUUUGUCAGCGCUGAGCCUUUCUUUAUGUUGUUACGUUCGUGCGCGAAAAGCUCCUUCCAAUCAGUUAAAUCCAUAUGCCAAAAGUGGAAAUUUCAUUAUCGAUUUCUUCCUGGGCAGAGAAAUCUCCCCAAAAUGGUUUGGAGUGGUUGACAUAAAAUUAGCUUGUUAUCGUGCAUCGAUAAUUGCAACUUUUGUCUACAGCUUGUUGUUGAUCUCACGCAAUGUCCAGCUUCCAUCGAUUCCAGUCCAAGAGCAGCCACUGAACUACGUAGAUUCUGCAAAAUACAUCAUUGAGAAUAUUCAGUGGGAUCCAGCAGCAUUGUUAUCCUCAAGUUUGCUAGCUAUUUACACACUCGACUUAAUUUUCAACGAACAUCAUUUGGCUUCCUCUUUCGAUCUGCAGCAAGAAGGUGUGGGUGCAUUGUUGCUCCUCCGCUACGCCGUGACUCCCUUCCUCUUGAGUACCAUUCCUCGUUACAUUGUCCUGAACAAGCCAAUUACUAUUCCUAUUUGGGGCUAUGCACUCAUAUCGACUAUCUUCCUACUCGGCUUGAUCAUCAAACGUGCAAGCAGUUCAAUUAAAUACCAAUACCGAAUGAAUCCACAACAGAGCAAUUUACUGCUUCUCGACACCGUUCCUACUUUCCAAGGACGUCGUCUUUUGCUUGACAAAUAUUGGGGAACUUUGCGACAACCCAAUUAUGCAGGAGAUAUUCUGUCUUUGCUGGCGUAUGGUGCUCCAGUUGCAUGGAAAUUCGCGUGGCCCCCAGUAUUAUCAAUUUUGUUAAUUGUCGUGUUUUUAGUCCACCGCGCUAUCAGAGUUAACGCACGCAAUUUCCGACGGUACGAUUCAGCGUGGUCAAGAUAUUGUUCGAGAGCUCGGCAUUUACUGGUGCCAAAAGUUUUUUAAACGCAGCAUAUUUUUCAAAAACUAAGUCUAAUGCCAAGAUUUUUCGAUUACAUCUUCCUCCACCGAAUUUUUGAUGUUUUUAGGAUUAGUAUUUUGCAAUGAAAAUUUUACUAAACAAAAGUUAAGUUUUGGAAUAUUCGGGUAGUCAAAUUUGUUCUUUUAGAUGGCUUCAAUCGUUUACUGAGAAACCAAGAUAGGUGGAGUUUAUAUAUUUUCUUAUUGCGACCCCGGUGUGGUGGAAUUUGGAAAGCGGAUGCUUACCAGAGUCAAAGAAAACCAUUCAUCACAGGUAGCUUCUAAUUUAUUUAAUUGCUACACAUUUUCUGAGUUUUAUAGAAUUAUUUCCGACAAAAUACAGUACCUAAUUUUAAAGCAUUGGAAAAGACCAUUUAAUUUCCAACUAAUUUUUUUGUUAUUGGUUUCCCUGAAGAUACAAAAAGUACCUUAGUUCAAAUUCUGUGUGCAGUAAAUAUAAAUAUAUUUAAGCAAUUGGCAAGUUAUCACUUGAACUUUUAAGAACGACCCUACCAACCGCUCACAAUAAAAUAUAGUCUAAUCAUAAUGAAAGAGUAGGUAUUUAAUUGCUCUCAAGAAAAGAUACAAUUGUACAGAUAAACUCUAGUUUUUUAAAAGACUAUGGGAGUGAGAAAAAAAUUUUCGAUGAAGCGAUUCAUAUAUCCAUGACAAUAGCCCAGAAUUUCUAUCCCUAUUCGCUUACCAACAUUUAUGUGUUCCAUAUAAUAUACCCCCAAUAACAUAACUAACUUUGUGCCGCUUCUACUAAACGUAACCCCAUUCGUUUCAUCGGAUUUGCAGUUCUCAGCUAUAGAAGAUAGUUAAAGUAAGUUAAGAUUCAAUUUGGCAUAAAUUGAUAUGCAAGCAGUAGAUUGAUGAGAAUUUGUCUCUUUAACGUUUCUAAUAUAUAAAUCAAUGUUUGUCAUUACUAACGAAAUUUUAAAGCAAUUUAGCCAAAAAUACAUAAAACACUAAUUCAAUCAUUCUAAAUUAAAGAAGUUGUGUGAAAGCGAUAUAAAGCAAAGAGGCUAUUUGCGACCAUUAACAUAUUAACAAUUAGAAUUGGAGUAAUUUAUGUUUAGCAAGUUUUCGUUUAUUUUGUGAACAUCUACAAUGCAUACCAAUUUCUGCCAAAUGUAGUAAAAUCAGUAAAAAUAAGACAACUUGUAUUUUCAUCUUAGACUAUUUUUAAAUUAAAUACGAAAACACCCUUAAGUACUUUUACAUAUCCUGAGGAUAUUUUAAACAAAAAUUAUUUUCAUUUUAGAUUUUAGUGAUAAAUGUUUAUAGCGGAAUAGGCCAUAGAUUACGUGUAAAUGCAAUUAUUUUGAAAAAUCUUAA
Molecule: messenger RNA, 3986 nt
Organism: Hermetia illucens (black soldier fly)
Lineage: Eukaryota; Metazoa; Arthropoda; Insecta; Diptera; Stratiomyidae
Gene: LBR
Product: lamin-B receptor
Exons: 2
Coding region: 531-2630 (699 amino acids)
Biological process (GO): sterol biosynthetic process
Cellular component (GO): endoplasmic reticulum membrane; nuclear inner membrane
Molecular function (GO): oxidoreductase activity, acting on the CH-CH group of donors, NAD or NADP as acceptor
Source: RefSeq, a predicted model, not a curated record